UAUUUUUAAAUAUUUUUUUCAGGGAUAAAAUAUGAUAAAAAAAAUUAUACAUCUAUACAUAAAAAGAUGCAGUUAGAUCAUGCUGGUGUUACACAUUGCAAUUAUUUGGUGCGCAAUUUAUCUGAAUCCAAUUGAAGCUCUCUCUAGUUCACUAUUCGUUCUCACUGAAAUGACGUCAACAGAUUUUAUAGAAAUUAUACCAACGACAACACUAUAAAACACGGCAAAGAUGACAUCAAUAACAAAAAAUGACCUACAAAGCAACCGUAAACGUGACAAAAAAAGGACAGCUGGAAUGACUUCAACAACGAUUAAAGUAAUUACCGACGAUAUUGUCACAAAUAUGACAGAAAUUACGUCAACGAUGUCGUCACCAGAUACGACAGAGAUGACACUGGCUAACUUGACAGAACAUUAUAGUAGAACUGACGCGAAUAGUAAAAUAUCUAAACGAUAACACCGGCGAAAAGAGCAAGAUAAACACGAUAAAAACAGAUAAAAUAGUCACGCUAGUUUUAUAUAAGUAAAGACAAGAACAAAUAUCGCUUCAAUGAUCUGUUAUCAAUUAUUCUUAUUAUAUAAAUAAUCUCUGUUUAGUACACGUAGUCACGACAACUUGUGAUGUAGCGUUUAGUUACAUAUAUAUAAAUGUGAGUUACAACUUCGAGAAUACACCACCGCACAUGGUAUUGAUACAGUAUAAGAAAAUGGAUUCAGAGUCUGGCAAUUGGACAUCUGGGUUGUUUUGUAACACUAGUAUUGUGGAACGUAUAAAUGGUGAUAAUAAUCAAAACAUCAGAUGCCGUUUGUUUCACGUUAAAGACACCAACAUGUAUCAAGUGCAAUUGGUGUUGGAAUCUGAUUCUGAAAUUAACACUACCAUCUUAAAUAGCAGCUAUCAUCCAGCAAACGAAGCAUUUUUUUGCUACAGUAAUCACGAUUUAGAAGAUUUAGAAAUGAAACCAUCCGACGUUUCAGUGACAGCUUCUUGGGAGUAUCCAACAUACGACAUUAGUUAUAUUGUUAGUUCAUACCUGCGUGUGGUAGAGAAUAACCGUGUAGAAAAGCAGGUUAAGUGUGCAGAUAUUGAUGGGCCAGAGAAAAUAGUAUGUACUUUGAGAGAUUUGGACGAUUGUACGCACUAUAAUGUUUGUGCUUUGACUAUGUACAAUGUUGGUAAGGAACACAUAGAGUGUCGAAAUGUCACUACAACCUCCACAGCUCCGCGGGCUCCUACUGGGAUGAAAUUGUCGUGUGAACAAGAUCAAGAAAAUCGAGGUACACUAUCGUGGCAAGGUCAUUUGAAAAAAGAAAAUCCGCAUCAUUAUUUUACCUACAAUAUUACAUCUGACGGGAUAAUACUUUUUCACGGAAAAACACGGAACACCUCCCUCUCAUACGAAGCUACGUUAGUUCAUAAUGCAAGCAUAAGCUUCUGUACAAGAUGUCGUUGCUCUCCUGUGAAUCGAAUAGUUUUAAGAAGUUGUUUGAAAGGUUUUAAAGAUCAGGUCAAUCGUGAUGCAGGGGAUAAAGUGAUUACGCUUGUUGUCAUUAUAUCUGUCAUAUUUGUUAUUAUUCUUGUUGUUGUUGCUGGUUUUAUGAUAUACAAACAAAGAUCUGGGCAGAGAAAUGAACCCCAAGAGCAGCAGGUUAGUCCAAGACAAAAUGGAAAUGAAUUUCCUGAACCGAUCUAUGAACAUAUAGACUAUGAAGCUCUAUAUAAGCGUCCAAACUUGAUUGGAAAUCUAAAUGGCACGUCUUCUAAUGGAACUAUACCAUCACCCAGUUUAUUGAUCCACAGCCCUACUUAACAGAAUAAAUGUUAAAGAUUUGGUGGGCUGGAUAAUCAAGUUAUUGCAGGUUAACUGGAUUCCAUAAUCAACUCGGUCAUGGAUUGUCCCACUUCUAACUUGCAGGAUGAUUAACCAAAAAAAGACAAUAUCUUAUUGAAGAAGACAAGAAAUUGCAUGUAAUAAUGUUAGCCGAUAUAUUUGAUUGUAGAUUUUAAAAUCUUUACGAAAACAAUUUUGCGUGUAGUUUUUAAAGUUUGGAAGAAGAUUUCGUGAAAGACUCCUUUGUAUAUAUAUUUAUAAAAUGUGAAAACGUUGGAUCGUUAUAAUUUAUAUUAUGCAUGUACAUUAAUUAAUAAUUAGGCUAUAGAUAGAAAGUUUGUAUGUAGAGUUUUACAAAACAAUAUACAAAUUA
This is a messenger RNA of Hydractinia symbiolongicarpus, 2205 nucleotides long. RefSeq lists its product as uncharacterized. The record is from RefSeq and is a predicted model, not a curated record. The coding region runs from base 684 to 1811 and encodes 375 amino acids. The transcript is spliced from 8 exons. NCBI's taxonomy places the organism in Eukaryota, Metazoa, Cnidaria, Hydrozoa, Anthoathecata, Hydractiniidae.